AUGAUCCCCACAAUCCUCCUCUCGACACUGCCCAUACCUUCUCUUAUCCUCUUACUCCUCAUCACACUAUACCACCUCACCCCUCUACUCAACAUGUUACCCAACCUCACACCGUCCCUACAGAAAUUAUCAAGCAUAAUUCCUCAUCCUAAGAAAUCGAGAAACCUUCCCAGGGAAUUUUUCAACUUACCUCCUCGACCUGGAUCACCUUCUUCCCACAAGACCAAUGAUGAAGAUACCUCCAUCAGAGGACUUUUGGGCGUAAGAGGAAGUUUGAUGAUUAUCUUGUUGGUAGAAGCUCUCGUUUCCCUGGCUACUGGCUGGGCCUAUCUUUCAAUUACCACCACCGAAGGCUCAGAAGAAGCGGCAAAUUGGGCUUUGGUAGCUACUAGUCUAGUACCAUUACCUUCUACUUUAGCUUUUCUCAGUUUAUUCACCAUCCUUUCCAAACCUACUUUAUACCAUCGACAUGCCCCUGCAACAUCAACUUCGACAAUUAGAAAAGUGAUUUUCAAGGAUGGAGGUAUGACUCAUUCAACAUUAUUACCUCGUAUUUUACCUUUUUCAAUUCUCUUCACGACCAUCACUAUAAUCAUAUCGUCAGUCCAACCCUCCUGUGGCGGAUAUGUGAUCCUUGGAUACACAUCAUUAUGUUUGAUGAUAGUAUUGGGAAGUGGGACGAUAGGGAUGUGGAGGAUGAUCACGAAACCCCGAGAAGGUCUGAUUAGACUGAGGGGUGAAUCUAGAAUGUCAUUAUACGAGAAAGACAGAUUGAGAUCUCGGUCCUGUACGCCUGAUUCGAUGACUGAUUCGACGUAUAGAGUUAGUAAUGAGUUGAUGGGUAUGACUCAAGAAGAGGGAAUGGAGAGAGUUAGAGAUACAAGUAGUUGGUUGAGUUCACCUUCAAGACCACCUACACCUGUAUCAUCGUUUGAUUACUCUUCGCCGCAUGGUACAGUUUCUACGGCCUCCACGAAAGCUACGUUCAAAACACCUAGAUCCAAACCAUCCAAUUCGAGCUUUGCGGCUUCAGCAUCAUUCGCUGUUCCCCCUUCUACCUCCGCUUUCACCUCGACUACUACACUGGUAACUCCUGAGCACCAGUCGAGGUCCCAAAACGAUAUAUCCGGAUCAGCAGCGGAGGCAGUUAUAAAUGAUCAAUCAUGGUUGAGCGAACCUACCAACACUCCAUCUUCUAUAUCAGCCUGGUCGUUCCCUCCUUCUCCCGCUUCACCUCAACCUGCCAUAACAAGGAACCGGUCGCCUUCACCAUCAAGUGUACCACUUUCUCCAGAUGAGGAAGGGAGAGAUCCAAACUUACCUAGACCUGGUGAAAGGAGAUUACCAGUAAGACCAAGCGAUAGUACUACCUAUACACAUACUAUCGGGUCCACGUCCCCCACGUCAGGAUACUUCGACGCAUCGAUCUUAGGUGAUUAUUCACCUGAUCCGUUCAAUCCUCUACCACCUAGAGGGUUCGCCAGUCUGACUAGUUAUCCAGUAUCUCCUGAUCAACUUCAAAGCCAAUCAAGCUUGAUUACCAGAGUGGCAGCACUUCAAUCUGGCGAUUCACUUGCCAAUGGGAUUGUACCCGUAAAGAAAGGAUCAUCAACUUGGACUUUACAAUCUGCUGGAGCGGAUGCGUACAAAACUCCAGAUCAUAAAAUGUCCAGAGCCAGAAAAGUUUUAUCGACUGCCGAGAGACGAGCGCCGCCCCCUCCACCCAUGCCUGUUGAUAUGCCUUUGCCACCCACGCCCACUCUCGCGAGAAGCUCGAUCUUGUUUGAAAUUCAAGGGAAAGAUAGUAUGGAGAUGCUUUUGGGAAAUAGCGAUUGGGUGGAAGUGGAACGUGAGGAAGAAGCAUUAGAAGAUUGGGGCAGAGGUGGAAGAGGUGUGGGAUUGGUGGCCGUGGCUGGUAUUGUGCUUUGCUAUGGGUUGUCUUUACCGCUUCUCUUGAAUGGACCAAAGGACAUGGCAAUCAUCCUGUAUCUUAUAUCGGUUCUCUUACCUUCACCCUUCUUGGCGCUUAUUUCUUACCUUUUACGAUACCGACCCAUGCCUGUUUCGUCAGGUGUCCGGUCUAAGAAAAGCUCAACGAAGACUACAUCGACCGCCCAUCGAUCUCUGGCUUUACUAUCCGAAUCUCAAUUAUCUUUGCCCCUUUCCAUCUCACCCAAGUUGACUCCUCCAGCUCCUAAAAGAGCUUCAACGAUGAAUCUCGCUUCUCCAACACUCUCAAAGAUGAUCGAACCCAAACCUUCUCUCACCACUUUUAUCGGGUCUGGGCGACGACAUACCGUGUAUGGAGGACUGACAUUGGCAGAAAUGCAAGGGGAUGAAGAUAUGCGAAAAACCCUAGCUAGACGUAGUGGCGAUGUAUGGAUAUCUAAUGGACAUGCUAUCGAAGGUGGUGGAUUCAUCUCAAGGGCUACAGAGAUGCUCAAACCUGUACCUGCUAUGAGGGUAUUGGAAGAUACGAGAAGAAGGAACGAUGAUGGUACCAUGAAGAAGAUGAGAGGUGGUGUAGUGUCAAUGUUGGCCAAAAGAGCUAGUAGUUUGUUCCAUUCUCAGACUCGCGAUGAUAUCGAAUUGGGCCAAUUCGAAGAUGCCGAUGGUGAACCGUCCUUCGACAAGGGCAUUGCUCCUGCUUCACCUGCCAGAUCCGGUAUAGCAAUCUCGAUCAUUGCUCCUUCACCCGAAAAGAGGUUGUCCAAAGCCACCGCUGUAACAAGAACAGGAAGUUCAUACUCUACCGGUGAAGGGGAGAACGAACCUGAAAUAGAUGCGAGCUAUGGAACUGCUGAAAUUGGAAUGGCCAAAAGAGGCAGAAUGUCAAACGGACCGAUGUUCAUCUUUGGGAAAGAUAAGGAGAAGAGGACUGAGAAUGGAUAUGAAUUGGAUUGGCUGACUGCUGGAGUAUUACCUGGCCUUGUACCAUCUAUCAAAAUUAGGAAUGAUGUACGAAUCGAGCCUGCUCUCCAUUCUGCCCCACCUGGUCAAACCGAACAUGACCAUGGACAUGAAGAUCAGCACGAUACACCUAAAGUCAGACAACGACCUUUAUCGGAUAUGCCUAUUUCGCCAUACCAAGAGGGCGAUUCAAGCUACGUGACCAUGCCUUCCUUCCGAGACUCGUCGUUCAAACAAUCUACACCGCAUGGUCGAAAACAUACUCAUACCAGAUCGUAUUCAUCAUCUGUCGAUUUCACUCUACCUUCAGAUUAUUUUACGGCUGAGACUGCUACUUCCGUCUCUCGCGAACUUCGUCAACGAAAUGCCAUGACCAAUUUGGGGUUGGAGUUGGGAAGAUCCGAUACCGUCGAGAGUAGCCGAACGAUGACUCAUAAACCUUCUUUCGGAUUACCGAAAUUGGCCAAGGACGACUUCGAAGGUGAAAUUAGGAAAUCGAUCGAUGAUUUAUCUCAACGACCUAACUUCGACGAACAGGACUGUCAAGAACAUCAAGUGUCAUCGAAUGGAAUUGACUUGCCGCCGAUUCCGACUACGAUGACACUAAAACAUAAACCUUCCUUAUCAAGAGUCUCAGAGGUUACUGAAGAACCCACUUUGGCUCUAUCAAAUAACAGUGUCGGCCAACAAGAGAUUGGAAAUGACACUUCUGCGAUCUUCUCUCAAUCUGCUUUAGAAGAUAUGCACCUGGCCUUAGCUUUGGGAACAACCAUGCCUUCUCCUCUUCGACAAGGUAGUAGUAAUAAUCUUCAACCGAAGAUGUCGGAUGAUUCGACCCAUACCGGUGAUUUAUCUAUAGUCCACAGUAUUUCAACGAAUGACGAAAAUCUAGAAGAGAUGGAAAGGAUGAUGGCGAUGGAUACACCUACUCGGACCGAAUUUGUUAUUUCGCCUCCUCCCGGAUCAACUUCUGGAGCCUCUGGUUCAGGAAGAGAUUCAAGAGCUAGUGAUAGAUCUGUAUCUACUUUUACUAGUGCAUAUACGACCACCACUACUACAACGACGACAAAUGAUAGUCCGUUACCACCUGUUCCAACCUUACCUUUAGAAUAUAGACAACCUGCUUAUCCCGUUUAUUCCCAUCCCCACCCACCUCCCUUGAAUACUUUGAACGUGCAAGGCUCGAGCUCGGUGUUGGCCAGACAGAUUUCGAUGCCUAAUAUAGGGACUCAUCCACCUGUUCAAUCGCUCUUACCGAAAGCUAGAAAAUCGACUGAGACACUCCAUUCGACCAACUCUACUUCUAUCAGCUCGUCGGUAAUACAAACUCCCAAUAACAGGGAGAUGAACCAUCAACCAAGUAAAAAGGAGUUGAAGUUGGUUAAAGCAUUGGAAGAAAGGAAUAAUCAACCUAGAUCACAAACUUCUUUGGGAUUUAACGAAAAUGAUAAAGAGAAAAAGAGUGUGGUGGAGAAAAGAGGUUUGAGACCUUUGACUUUACUUGCUGAUAAUUCGUCUAAUGCGAAUAGAAGAUCGAGUGUGGGCAUGGGACUGAGAGGCGCUGGUCAAGUUGAAGGAGGUGGAUCGAAGGGAUUGUCAAUCUCAUCUGAUGAUAAUGAUAUUGCCACAAGAUCGAAAAGUAGUUUGGGAGGAGGAAAGAUGUGGGUGGGCAGUGGGAAGGAGAAUGUGAGGAAAGGAAGUAAAAUAUCAGCUGGGUCUGGGACGGGAGUGGGAGUAUCAGGAAUAAGAGGAUUGAGAGCUUAG
Kwoniella botswanensis is the source of this 4674-nucleotide messenger RNA. RefSeq lists its product as uncharacterized. The transcript is spliced from 4 exons. The coding region runs from base 1 to 4674 and encodes 1557 amino acids. The record is from RefSeq and is a predicted model, not a curated record. Lineage: Eukaryota; Fungi; Basidiomycota; Tremellomycetes; Tremellales; Cryptococcaceae.